GAUAUCAAAGCUUUUAGGACGAAUACGUCAGAGUACGCGUAGUGGAACUCUUUUAGUUUGCGGAUUCUUUGUUGCCUACAACGAUGCCGCACUGCUCCUCGAGACCGACCAAAUGUUAACUAUGAGUCUAACCCCUUAAACUUAAAUAUAAAAAGGCGGUAUUUGAGUGUUAACUUACUUAUUGGUUGAAAAAACAAGAAUGGCCACCGACGAGCGUAAUUUCCGGUCCGUUUACUACGAAAAGGUCGGUUUCAAGAGCGUCGAGGAGAAAAAAUCGCUGGAAAUGCUUUUAAAAGACAGACCGCUGGACCGCGCCAAACUGAUGCAAUUUUGUCUGCGCUUCUACGUGCCCUACACGUACCGCGGCCUCGUGUGGAAGCUAACGUUGGGUGUCGUUCCCAUUUACGUAGACAGUCACCCCUUGGUAAUGAACCAACGGAGGCAAGAAUUCAGCGAUCUGCAUCACGCCCUCGUGACGACGCGUCUGAUAAACGCGAAUUUACCGAAACCUCAGCUUUUUCUCGCAAUUUGGCUGUUGCAGAGCGGCGUGUUGCCUUUCGACAUUAACCUGACACAAGACAAGGCGUUCCUCUCGAUAGUCAGGAGUUUGAUUCAGAUGCAGUUCUCCGAAAACGACGCGGAUCUAUACUGGACUGCGAAGAACUUUUACGAGUUCACUCGCAAGUUUCACUCUGACAUCCCCAAGCUUGUGGAGCAGACGCACAAUUUAUUGGAAAAAGAGGACCAUCGUUAUUACAAGAGUUUGGUGGAUAAUAACUUUCUCGACAGUUUGCCACUGUCGCUGUGGUUCGAGUGUUGUUUCGCCGGUGUAAUCAACGAAAAACACCUUAGCAGGGUUUGGGAUAAAGUCUGCGGGGGGUCGGUUAAGAUUUUGGUGUUCAUCGUUGUCGUAAUGCUGACCACCCUGAAGCACCGCAUCCUUAAAUUCAAGGAUGUCGAGUCUGUGCUGAAUUGUAUAAGAAACAUGACAGAAGACACCGCCGAUAUCAUAGUCAACAAAUCGGUAGACAUGUGGCAGCUGUUUGGCAGUCCGCUUACUGUACAUGAUAAAUCCAAAACGUGAUUUUGAUGUCGAAUAUAACAUGUUCGAAUUAUUUGCUUGAUUAUUUUUGCUAGAGUAUUAAAAAACAAUAAAC
Cylas formicarius (sweet potato weevil) is the source of this 1157-nucleotide messenger RNA. It is a transcript of the gene TBC1d7, whose product is annotated as TBC1 domain family member 7. NCBI's taxonomy places the organism in Eukaryota, Metazoa, Arthropoda, Insecta, Coleoptera, Brentidae. The coding region runs from base 200 to 1084 and encodes 294 amino acids. Gene Ontology annotation, molecular function: GTPase activator activity. The transcript has 4 exons. The record is from RefSeq and is a predicted model, not a curated record. Gene Ontology annotation, biological process: activation of GTPase activity; negative regulation of TOR signaling.